Messenger RNA from Lagenorhynchus albirostris (white-beaked dolphin), 2139 nucleotides. RefSeq names its product transmembrane p24 trafficking protein 2 (gene TMED2). Gene Ontology annotation, biological process: intracellular protein transport; endoplasmic reticulum to Golgi vesicle-mediated transport; Golgi organization. The transcript has 5 exons. The record is from RefSeq and is a predicted model, not a curated record. Lineage: Eukaryota; Metazoa; Chordata; Mammalia; Artiodactyla; Delphinidae. Gene Ontology annotation, cellular component: endoplasmic reticulum-Golgi intermediate compartment; endoplasmic reticulum; COPII-coated ER to Golgi transport vesicle. The coding region runs from base 104 to 730 and encodes 208 amino acids.
GGGGCGGAGCUGAGGUGGGGGCGGCUGAGACGACAGCGGUGGCAGCGGUGACGGCGGCUCUGGAGGCCGCAGUCCCUGUCCUGGCUUCGGCCCCAGCCCCACCAUGGUGACGCUCGCUGAGCUGCUGGUGCUCCUGGCCGCCCUCCUGGCCACGGCCUCGGGUUACUUCGUCAGCAUUGACGCGCAUGCCGAGGAGUGCUUCUUCGAGCGGGUCACCUCGGGCACCAAGAUGGGCCUCAUCUUCGAGGUGGCCGAGGGCGGCUUCCUGGACAUCGACGUGGAGAUUACAGGGCCUGAUAAUAAAGGAAUUUAUAAAGGAGACCGGGAGUCCAGUGGGAAAUACACAUUUGCUGCUCACAUGGAUGGAACAUAUAAGUUUUGUUUUAGCAAUAGGAUGUCCACCAUGACUCCAAAGAUAGUGAUGUUCACCAUUGAUAUUGGGGAGGCCCCCAAAGGACAAGACAUGGAAACAGAAGGUGGUGGAGAUACCUGGGAUGCUCACCAAAACAAGCUAGAAGAAAUGAUUAAUGAGCUCGCAGUGGCAAUGACAGCUGUAAAGCAUGAACAGGAAUACAUGGAAGUUCGGGAGAGAAUACACAGAGCAAUCAAUGACAACACAAACAGCAGAGUGGUCCUUUGGUCCUUCUUUGAAGCUCUUGUUCUAGUUGCCAUGACAUUGGGACAGAUCUACUACCUGAAGAGAUUUUUUGAAGUCCGGAGGGUUGUUUAAAAAGCCUUUUCCUGAUGAUCUGAAACUCAUAAUUCACUGUUUACCAGACAUCUUGGUCAUAAUAAUGUCAUUAGUUUCUAUGUUUUUAUUUUCUAAACUGUACAUUCACAGCUUCUGUUUCUUUGUGAUUAAUAGAUAUUGGGGGAAAACACUUUUUUAGGAAAGUUAUAGUGAAAAUUUGACAUGUGAUUGGCAUGAUUUCAUAUUUCAGUUCUUUCUCCAUAUACAGGUCCUUCCAGAACUCAAACACUGUAAGUGGAAUUAGGUGUAUAGUCCUUAUUAUAUCUUCUUUCCUUUUGUUUUCAUAGUAAAAUGCAGUUUGUUCAGGAUAGUACUUUACUGAUAGUACUUUACUAAAAAUGACUGCAUUCUUGGGAUCCCUUAUCCUGCAGUUCAAGUCAUUAAAGGUUCAUUUUGUUGUUGAGUCCUUAUCAGAAACAACAAUCUGAAUCUUGACAUGUUCUAUCCAGCCUAAUGGCAGAGCUCUGUGACUAGAGGAUGCUACCAGGUUGGUACUUUUAUACUUUGUCUGUCUUGUUUUUGCUUUAAAGAUAAGACUUAAACCAACAACCUUUUUCCCCUUUAAAGUUUUACUUUGCUUAGAACUCAAUCACCUCCACUUAAAAUUGUUGACACAAGCAGCUAAUAACCAUUUUUUGGUUUCCGCCUAACCUUGUAAGAAGUCUCUAUUAAAGCCAAUUCUCUGGGUGGUGCAGCGAACGGUGGUUCUUUUUCUUUCUAUGCUGGCACGUCCACUUUCUCUACUCUUGGCACGGAGGAGGUAUGCGUUCACAUAAUUGGAAAAAUCUGGAUUUCUGAAGCCAAAGGGUUAAAAGCCUCUUGGAUUUCUUUGCAGUGAUAUACAGCCACUAUUUUAUUUUUGAUCAGUGGCAUUUUGGCCACUGUUUAAUUAGUGUACUGAGCAUUACUGUCAGUACUAGGGUGUUUGUUUUUGUUUUUCUUGGGUCUUUCUUUUUUGGCACAUGUGAAUUUUGUAUAAAACGAAAUGACUUUCUCUUGGCCUCUGAUGAUGGGUUUAAAAUUAAAGGAGCAUCUAGUUUUGGUGUGGGGAUGAUCCAGGAUUAUGUUGUGACUGAUGUAUAUUGAUUACUUGUACAUUUGUUUUGGAUCUUUGCAAGGGGAAAACUACAAGUAACGAGUUUUAUAUAAUUAAUUUAAAUUUGUUACAGGUUUUCAUGUUCAGGAUAAACAAUUUUUCAACCUUGGGUGAAAAUACUUGCAACAGUUUAAGGUGACUGUGUUUUACCUUAGGACAACUGUUGCAUGCCAAUUUGUGUGCGUGUGUGUGUGAAAACACUUCAAAAUUGAGUUAAAAGAUGUACAUUUAAAAUUGGUUGUGUAUCUAAUCUGCCCCAGGUCCAGUAAAUAAACAAUUCUUUUUAAAAACA